UAUGCGAACGGUGAGGUUGAAUGUCUCCGAAGACGGAACGCAGUCGCAGCUCGUCUACACAGACGACGCUCCAGUUCUGUCUGCACGAGCUGGACACGUUUUGGUUGAUGUGAAAGCUUGUGGUUUGUCUCCACUCAAUCACAAGGCUCUUGUAGCCAUGAACGACUCGAACUCUGAUUUACCAGUUGGGUUUGAGAUAUCUGGUAUUGUGAAAGAGAUUGGUCCUGAAGUGACUUCGGUUCAAGUGGGAGAUGCAGUAACUGGAAUACUUCCUCUGUCGUCUGAGUGCUCUGGUUGUGCGGAUGAAUGCGAAAUCUCAGAGUUUGCUGUCGUGAAUAAGCCUGAAAGCGUAAACCACAUUACUGCAGCUGGAGCCAUACUACCAGGUGUAUGGGCAUACACUGCGCUUCGUUAUCAAGGUCACAUUACAGCAGGGGACACGGUACUUAUAUGCGAUGGAGCAACUGCAAAUGGUAUUAUUGCAAUUCAACUGGCUCAACGAUGGGGAGCGAAAGUGAUGGCUACUGCUGCAAACCAGGUGGAGGCAGAUUUUUUGGAGAAACUAGAGCCUUCAAUUGCUGCUGUGAUAAACAUGAGCAAAACAAAGUCACUUAUAGAAACGUGCUUGGCUGAGACAGGAGGUCUUGGGGUCGAUUGUGUUAUCGACCAAGGAGUUGAAAUGGUGAGCAGUGGGGAAAGAUACAGUGAAUUAGUGCUUUCAAGUCUAAGUCACAGCGGCGAGGGCGAAGUGACGAAACGUCGGCCAAUAACUAAACAUGAUAUCAUCUCAAUUUUGGGUUUUGGUGGACGAUGGGUUACCUCCACAGGACAGUUGCAGUUGGAUCCUCCUGAUUCACAAUUUUUGUUUAUGAAAGGUGCGGCCGUUAGCUUCUUGUUUGAUAACAUCUGGGUGCUUAGUGGAGCUCAACAAGGAAAAUAUUUGCACAUUAUUCAGGAUCUGAUGGAAAAGCUCCAGAAGGAAGAAUUAAGACCUACCAUUCACCAUACGCUGAUGCUGCCUGACGUGACAAGCGAAUUGGAACGUCUGUCGCCCCACCUCAUUGGCAAGGUUGUCAUGCGAACAUAACACCAGAGCACUGUGUCACUCUAUAUUGUUAUAUUCGUAAUC
Molecule: messenger RNA, 1129 nt
Organism: Corticium candelabrum
Lineage: Eukaryota; Metazoa; Porifera; Homoscleromorpha; Homosclerophorida; Plakinidae
Product: quinone oxidoreductase-like protein 1
Exons: 13
Coding region: 2-1087 (361 amino acids)
Molecular function (GO): oxidoreductase activity
Source: RefSeq, a predicted model, not a curated record